AUGAGGGCAGCUUAUUAUUCGAUCGUGCUCUUAUUGCUGGCUUUUCCAUCCGAUUUGGCCACAUAUAUUGAGAGUAUGGCAGCCAACGUUGAUUCUUCUCGAACAGAGAAGCGACAUGAGAAGUUUGUUCCGUUAGUGGCGUUUGAAUGCGGUUUUCGUAAUAAAUUCAUGAGUGAAGACGGUAAGUGGGUGAAUGAUGCGAAUCGUUAUGCGACAUGUCAAAAGGGUAAACUGGACAUUCUGAAAUAUUGUCAUAAGGCAUAUCCGAGAUUGGAUAUCACAAAUAUAGUCGAAUAUUCACAUGAAGUUAAGAUAGAUUCAUGGUGUCGUGAAGACGGAAAGCCAUGCAAGUGGACGCAUACAGUGCGCCCAUAUCAAUGUAUCGUGGGUGAAUUUCAUUCUGAGGCGUUACAAGUACCACAUGGUUGUCGUUUUGGACAUGUGAACGAUCGUCAGUCAUGUAACAAUUAUGCGCAUUGGAAAGAUGAAGCACAUCAACAAUGCCAAUCGAAAGUAGCUGACGGAAAACGAAUGAACUUGCGAUCAUUCGCUGUGCUUGAGCCUUGCGGUUUGGAUCUGUUCACUGGUGUUGAGUUCGUUUGUUGUCCAUCGCCUAAUAAUAAUCAUCAUAGUCAUAAUCAUCAUAUUCCAGAUGAAAAGCAACACAUCGAUAAGGUUGUUGAUUUGGAUAAGAAAACGGUAGGAGAGCAUUACGGUCGCGAAGAUGAGGGCAGUGAGAACAUGGAUGAUGAUGAAGAUGAUGAUUAUGAUGAAGAUUAUUCGGAUGAAGACGACGAGGAUGAUAAAGAAGUCGUUGAUACGACGAAACGAGGUGGAAGCAACAAACAACAGCAGGAUCCAUAUUUCAAGAUAUCAGAUCCAAUAAACGAGCAUGAACGCUUUAAAGAAGCUGGACAACGACUCGACAAAAAGCAUCGCGCGAAAAUUGAUAAGGUAAUGCGUGAAUGGAGUGACCUAGAAGCUCGUUAUAAGAAAAUGAAGCAAACUGAUCAAAAAGGUGCCGAAGCAUUCAAACUUGAAAUGACAUCCAGAUUCCAGAAAACGGUAGCAUCUUUGGAAGAGGAGAACAAGGAGCAGAAGAAGCAAAUAGAAGACGUUCAUGAAGAACGUGUGCAAGCGAAUCUUAACGAAAAGAAACGACAGGCAACACACGAUUAUCGUGCAGCGUUAGCCAUGCAAGUUGGAACGACGAAUAAGCAUAAUGUUUUGAAAACAUUGAAGACUUACAUUCGUGCUGAAGAAAAGGAUCGAACGCAUAUGCUGAAUAGAUAUCGACAUUUGCUUCGAACGGAUCAAGCCGAAGCUGAAGCGUUCAAGCCAAUUUUGUUGCAUCGAUUGCGUUAUAUUGAUUUGCGUAUUAAUGGAACUCUGGCAAUGCUUCGUGAUUUCCCUGAGCUGGAAAGACAAAUUCGGCCGAUUGCAAUUGAGUUUUGGUCGGAUUAUCGUCGGGAAAAUACACCCGAAGUGACUGACGAUGAAUAUACGACGAUUGGUGGCGAUGAACAAAAUGUGAGACUCGUACAGAUGUAUAAAGAUUCAUUCGACCGUAUCCAUAAUCCAGGUGCAGUGAGGAAACUACCACUAACAACAACGCAAAAACCAUUGGCUGAGUCAGUUGAGUCGAAGACUGGUGCUGUGGCAACACGUGAUGAGGAUAUCAGCGAUGAAAAUGAUGGCGAUGACGACGACGACGAUGAUGAAGAGGAGGACGAGGAGGAUAUAAGUGGAUUGACCUUAGAUGAGAUUAAGAAACAUAAGUCGGCGAUUAUCUCUCGCCAACAACAUAGCAACAACAAAAAUGAUGGUGCAAAUUCAUCGCCGCAUAAAAUUGCCAUUGAGAAAAUUGUUAAGAAACCAAUUAUUCAUAGUAGCAAUAGUGCUAGCAGAAAUAUUAAUGAAAAGGAAAUGUUCAUAAGUAAUGAAAAGGACGACGAAGUAGAAGAUGACGAUGAUGAUGAGGAUGAGGACGAUGAUGAUGAGGCAGUGACUGAUUCGUUGGAUUCAGCUGAUAGAUCAGUUGAACGCGAGCUACAUGUCGAAAUUGAGCCGAUUGUCAGCGAAGAACAUGUAAGAAUUCAUGAUUUAGCACCACGUCCAUCGUACGCUAAACAUGAACCGCUCAUACAGCAUAAGGUGGAUGCGGCACAUCAUCAGCAUUCGUCAUCACCUCAUUUGGGUGCAUCGACACAUAUGCUGUUGGUAUUUGCUGCUUCAGCAACAAUCAUUAUCGCAGUUUUCGCGAUUGUUGUAACACGUCGUCGAUCUCGACAUGCUGGUUUUAUUGAGGUUGAUGUGUGUACACCAGAAGAGCGACAUGUGAACGGAAUGCAAGUGAAUGGCUAUGAAAAUCCGACUUAUUCGUUCUUCGAUAGUAAACCGUAA
Molecule: messenger RNA, 2403 nt
Organism: Anisakis simplex (herring worm)
Lineage: Eukaryota; Metazoa; Nematoda; Chromadorea; Rhabditida; Anisakidae
Source: the annotation of a GenBank genome assembly